GCACGUACGGCAUCCACGUGAGGCGUCAAGUUUCAUGUUUGAAUGUGUCCUGCCCGUGUUUUCAUUUGAGCACCGGUCUGCUGCGAGAGGAGAUGUGUCUGUGCGGUUGUGGAGAGAGAAGUUUAUGAUAGAAGUUAGAGAAAGAGACAACAUGGUCAGCUGCAUCUUCAUCUGCAUUUCCUGCUCAUAAACAGAUCUGUACUGCUACUAAGGUGACCCGGGCAAGGCCGACUGAAUACGGUCCGCCAUGUUCUCCGACGCCCUAGAAGCAGCCGGGAGGGUAGAGGGCCUUCCACUGUCCUCCCCGCAGCCACUACCAGAGCUAACUGAAGAUGAGGGAGAGGCAUCGGUGGAGAGGGGACCAAAGAGACGCGGACGCUACCGGAAAAGCCUGCAGCUUUUAAAGCCCUUCAGGAUAACACACAAGCACCAGCACCCAGUCGAUAACGCCGGCCUCUUCUCAUUUAUGACUCUACACUGGCUCUCCCCGCUGGCACUGAAGGCCUACAAGGCGUCCAGCUUAUCUAUAGAUGAUGUGUGGGGACUGUCUUGCCAUGAAGCCUCUGAGAUCAACUGCCAAAGGCUUGAAGCUUUGUGGCAUGACGAGCUGAAAAGACGCGGGCGAGAGGGAGCCUCCCUGACAAGAGUCUUCUGGAGGUUCUGCCAAACACGCAUGCUGGUGGCCAUCUUCUCCCUCCUCCUCACAAUGGUGGCAGGCUUCGUCGGCCCCGCUCUCCUGGUCCGAGCUCUGCUAGAGUACACCCAGAGCUCAGUGAGCUGCGUGCCGUACGGCUUGUCUCUGGUAGCGGGGAUCUUCCUCAUGGAAUUGAUGCGCUCCUGGUCUAUGGCGCUCAUGUGGGCCGUCAACUACCGCACUGCAGCACGCCUCCGUGGGGCAGCUCUUACUUUUGCAUUCCACAAGAUCCUCCGCCUACGCAGCACGAAAGACAUCAGUGCGGGCGAGCUGAUCAACAUCUGCUCCAGUGACGGCCAGCGGCUGUAUGAAGCGGUGUCAGUGGGCUGCCUGCUGGCCGGGGGGCCUCUGGUGGGAAUACUGGGUCUGUCCUACACUGCGUUCUUCCUGGGCCCCACUGCUCUGCUGGGGUCAGCGAUUUUUAUCCUCUUCUACCCGACCAUGAUGCUCACAUCGAGGCUGACGGCGUAUUUCCGCAAGAAGUGUGUGGCGGUGACUGACCGGCGCGUGCGACUGAUGAACGAGAUUUUGGGCUGCAUAAAGUUCAUCAAGAUGUACUGUUGGGAAGAUGCCUUUGCACAGAAUAUCCACAAGGUUCGAUCAAAAGAGAGGGGGAUACUUGAAAGAGCCGGGGUCGUCCAGAGCCUCACAGUGGGUGUGGCUCCUAUCGUGGUGGUGAUAGCAAGCGUGUGCACUUUCACCCUACACAUGGCUUUGGGCUAUGACCUCACUGCAGCUCAGGCUUUCACCAUUGUUGCAGUUUUCAACUCCAUGACCUUUUCCCUAAAAGUCACACCAUUGGCUGUAAGGUCACUGUCAGAGGGAGCUGUCGCAGUCAAAAGAUUUGAGAGGCUCUUUAUGAUGGAUGACAGAGAGGUUGUUCUGGUCAAAAUGGAGGAUCCCAGCAAUGCGGUGGAAUUUCAGGACGCUACGCUGGCUUGGGAAAAGGCACGUCCUCCGCCUGCAAAGCCUAACCCGCCUCCCAAGAAGCGAGGCGGUAUGAAGCGUGUGCUGCGCAGGGAGAAGCUCAGCCUGUACAUCUCCACAGAGGACGGCAAAGGAAACAAGGAAGCUCCCAACGCACAGAGUCUCCUCACAAACAUGGAGCAGGAGAGUCCACAAAGCACCAUCUCCUCCACUCAGAGCAUACGACCUCCACUGCACAAGACCCUGCACCGCAUCGACCAGCGCAUUAAGAGGGGUUCACUAGUCGGUAUCUGUGGAGGUGUCGGUAGCGGAAAGAGCUCCCUUCUGUCAGCUCUACUGGGACAGAUGACCCUGUUAGACGGUAAUGUAGCUGUCAGUGGUGGCUUCGCUUACGUGGCACAACAAGCCUGGAUCCUCAAUGACUCACUGAAGGAGAACAUCCUGUUUGGAAACGAGUAUGACAGAGAAAAAUAUAAUGCCGUUCUGGAAGCCUGCUGCCUCCUCCCAGAUCUUGCAGAGCUCCCAUAUGGAGACAUGACUGAGAUCGGAGAGAGAGGCGCCAACCUGAGUGGAGGGCAGCGUCAGAGAGUGAGUCUGGCUCGUGCCCUCUACAGCGAGCGGCCCAUACUGCUGCUCGACGACCCUCUCAGCGCUGUGGAUGCUUGUGUGGGGUCCCAUGUCUUCCAUAAAGCUAUCAAGGGUGCAAAAACCAAAGGCAGGACAGUGCUGUUUGUAACCCACCAGCUGCAGUAUCUGCCUGAGUGUGACAGCGUAAUUCUGAUGAAGGACGGGCAGAUUGCCGAGCAUGGCACCCAUGCUCAGCUAAUGGGCAAAGAGCGUGACUAUGCCAGCCUAUUCAACAGCAUGCAACAGGAGAAUCUGGUGAAAGAGAAUUUGAAAAACAAACAGCAGAGGGCAGAUGCAGAAAAGGCUGACAGCUCUGCUGAUGCUGCCAAGGUCGGACCGAAGGUGGAGAGCAAGAAAGCGGAACAACUGAUGAAAGCUGAGGAGAAAGGCUCCGGCGCAGUCGCCUGGUCCGUGUACGGUGCCUACAUCAAAGCAGCAGGAGGUCCGAUAGUCUUCAUCAUCAAUGUCUUCCUCUUCCUCUCCACUACAGGCAGCAUAGCCUUCAGUAACUGGUGGCUGAGCUACUGGAUCAGGCAGGGCAGCGGGAACACAUCAUUAAUCUUGGAGAAUGAGACGAUGGCGAGUAACAGCAUGAGACUCAACCCUCACAUUCAGUACUAUUCAACUGUUUACGUCGGAUCAAUGGGGGCUGCUUUGCUGCUGAAGACGAUGAGAGGGCUGGUGUUUGUGAAGUGCACCGUGAAGGCUGCCUCCGUGCUCCACGACAAGCUGUUCCGCCGGCUCCUGCUCAGCCCCAUGCACUUUUUUGAUACGACGCCUCUGGGUCGUAUCCUGACCCGCUUCUCCAGAGACAUGGAUGAGGUUGAUGUACGUCUCACCAUGCAAGCUGAGAUGCUGCUACAGAACCUGACCCUGGUGCUGUUUUGCUUGGGAAUGGUUAGCAUUGUCUUCCCGUGGUUCCUGAUCUCCAUCCUACCCCUGGGAGCCUUUCUCAUGAUCGUCAAUCGUGUCUCCAGGGUUUUGAUUCGUGAGCUGAAGCGCCUGGAAAACAUCAGCCAAUCACCAUUCACCUCUCACAUCACCAGCAGUCUUCAGGGACUCUCCACCAUCCACGCCUAUGGAAGAGGGCAUGACUUUCUCCAAAGAUAUCAGGAAUUGCUGGACACCAACCAGGCUUCCAACUACCUCUUCAGCUGUGCUAUGCGUUGGCUGGCUGUCCGCCUCGACCUCAUCAGCAUCUCUCUUAUCACCGGUGUAGCACUUCUCAUUGUCUUCAUGCACAAUCAGAUACCUCCAGCCCAUGCAGGCCUCGCCAUAUCGUACGCAGUGCAGCUGACCGGCUUGUUUCAGUUCACCGUGCGGCUGCUCACAGAGACUGAGGCUCGGUUCACAUCAGUUGAGAGGAUCAAUCAUUAUAUAAAGAGUCUCGAGAGUGAAGCGCCUCGACAAAGUCCUGAGGCAGCCGCUCCUGCCCCCUCCUGGCCUCAGCGGGGAAACAUCACCUUCCAGGAUGUUGAGAUGCGUUAUCGUGAUGAUCUGCCGCUCGUGCUUAAAAAUCUGUCCUUUAACAUCCUGCCUGAAGAGACCAUCGGCAUUGUGGGACGCACAGGAUCAGGAAAGUCCUCUCUGGGUGUCGCUCUGUUCAGACUUGUGGAGCUGACCGGAGGCUCGAUUAUUAUUGACGGAAUCAAUAUUGCACAGAUUGGUCUGGAUGACCUACGGAGCAAGCUAGCCAUCAUUCCUCAAGAGCCGGUGCUCUUCAUCGGGACAGUCAGGACCAAUUUGGACCCCUGGGAUCAAUACUCUGAUUCACAAAUAUGGGAGGCUCUUGAGAAGACGCAUAUUAAAGAGAUGGUCAGCCAGCUGCCUCAUUCGCUCCACUCAGAGGUGACCGAGAACGGGGAGAACUUCUCGGUGGGAGAACGACAGCUGCUCUGUGUGGCCAGAGCUCUGCUGCGCAACAGCAAGAUUCUUAUAUUGGAUGAGGCAACAGCAGCCAUCGACACUGAGACAGAUCGUCUCAUCCAGGAGACCAUUCGCUGUGCAUUUGGCAGCUGCACCACCCUCAUCAUUGCCCAUCGUCUCAACACAGUGAUGAGCUGCAGCAGGGUCAUGGUCCUGGACAACGGCCAGAUUUUGGAGUUUGACAGUCCCGCUGCUUUGCUGGCAGACGAAAAGUCAAGAUUCAGAGCCAUGAUAGAAGCAGCCGAAAACCAAAGCAGAUGAAAGACUCCGGAGCUGAACUUUGGAUGUGAGCCCUGAUGCCACAAAAUAUUCAGUGGACGACCUGAAAUGCACAAAAAAACACAAUUAAUUCAGUCCUGCCAUGGUGUGAAAGUGAUGUUAAAAAAUACAGUGGCUCCUGCGAUGACUGCUCCGUGUAACAGUGUGUGUUUAUUUACAAACCAAAGAUCCAGGGACCAUGUUUCUGAGAGUCCCGUUAAAUCUCACUAUGCAAAGAAAGGUGUUAACGGCCUCCUGCUCUUUGCAGAGUUAUUUCCGGGAGGCCAAAUAAUUGACUGCAAGUAAAACAGAGCGACAACUUUGACAAUAGCACUUUAUAACCCAUGUGGACGCAUGCAAGGACAUGUGGUGCUGUCUUUUCCUCUGGGGGUCAGCUGAUCAGUGAGACUCCAAAUUAGUUUUAGUCAUUUUAUUUCCAUAACUUAAACCUCGCUGUGCAGGCAUUCACUGUUAAGAAUGUAUUAGUUUUGAUUAUUUAAUACAGUAUUUCUUUUCUUUUUUCUUAAAUCACCUAUUAACCAUUCCUAUUAGGCACUAUCUAAAAUGUGCUAAAAUGUUUCACUGGUUUAUUUUUGUUUUAUGCAUCUAGUUCUGAAUUAUAAUGCAGUCAUGUCAGUAAAUUAUUGCAGAUAUGAUAUGUGCCUAGAACUGUAAACAUUUCAGGUCAUAUAAUGGAGUUAGCCAUGCAAGCAUGCUUGUUUUUAGACUGCAUGCAAGUACUGUGUUUUUGGUAUGAGCCGAAGUUUUCCUACAUCCAAAUGCUGGAGUUUAAAAUCUGCACAUUUUACACCGAUGGUAAUGUUUUAUCAGCAAGAUAAUUGAACAAAUUAUGCUAUGCAGUUGCUGUUAAUGUUACAAACUAUGGUACAGUGUGUAAUGUGCAUCAAAGCUGAUACUGGGGAUUGUAAACUUCUGCCUUAUAAUCAAGUAUAUGCUGAACAAUCAUGAAGAGUGCAAUAUCUUUCUAUUGCAUUGAUGCAUUUUCAAGAUUGCCUUUGUACACUUGAGAUUGUAGUCUUUUUUAAAUGUUUGAUUUUUGUUAUUAAGGUUCUUGUUUUUCAAUAAAACAUAUUUUUUAUAUAU
This is a messenger RNA of Plectropomus leopardus (leopard coralgrouper), 5536 nucleotides long. RefSeq names its product ATP-binding cassette sub-family C member 5. NCBI's taxonomy places the organism in Eukaryota, Metazoa, Chordata, Actinopteri, Perciformes, Serranidae. The record is from RefSeq and is a predicted model, not a curated record. Gene Ontology annotation, cellular component: membrane. Gene Ontology annotation, biological process: transmembrane transport. Gene Ontology annotation, molecular function: ATP hydrolysis activity; ABC-type transporter activity; ATP binding.